This is a messenger RNA of Perca fluviatilis (European perch), 1599 nucleotides long. RefSeq lists its product as uncharacterized. Gene Ontology annotation, biological process: cytokine-mediated signaling pathway. NCBI's taxonomy places the organism in Eukaryota, Metazoa, Chordata, Actinopteri, Perciformes, Percidae. The transcript has 11 exons. The coding region runs from base 110 to 1252 and encodes 380 amino acids. Gene Ontology annotation, cellular component: external side of plasma membrane. Gene Ontology annotation, molecular function: protein binding; cytokine receptor activity. The record is from RefSeq and is a predicted model, not a curated record.
AUCUUCUUUGUUUAUGCUUUUAAGGUUGUUGUACUCCCGCGUAGUUAUCAGGUUCUUUUCAUGAACUUUGUUGAGCAUUAGCCUGUGGUCUCCACAUAAAGUCGCCUGAAUGGCUGUCUUAUUACGUCUCACCGUGUCUUUGGCUGGCAUGCUGAAUCUGACAAAGAGAACUAGAGACAGAAAGAAGAGAAAUGUGUCAUUGUCUUCAGUCCAACACCGACAGUCAGCGACUGAGUGGACGGACAGCAGGAGAUUGGCUAUGAAGCUGUUUCCUGUCCAUUCAAUACUUUGGUCCAGUUUGCUGGUUUUGUGUGCCUCACAAAAUGAGACAGAGGCCAUCAAUCCAGAUGUCUGUCCUGAUGACCAUGGCAAUAUCUAUCCACACAUUUCUUCAGACCCAGGACAUGACGUAGAGGAGGAUACGGUGGAUGCAAAAAACUUUCACUGCCUCUUUUACCCAACAAAUAUACUCAACUGCUCCUGGUCAUUUCCCACUUUGCAAAAGGAUACUCAGAUCUUUGUCAAUAUCAGUGUGUGUGAUGAUCGUGGAGCAGGUCCCGCUCUGAACCUUUCGUCUGAGGAGAGAGUCGGAUCGAUGUCUUCAUUUCUGCACGCGUACGAUGGGUUGUAUGUAAUCCUCCAUUUUAACCUAACCCUGCACGACAAGUGGACAGUCUACAUCAGCCCUUUCGACAUCAACAAGCUAGAGGUCCUGUCUCCACCCCCAAACAUCUCUGCAUCAGUCAAAGAUGAAGGACUGGUAGUGACAUGGGGUCUACCCCACAGUCGUGUAAACCCUCACUCCCAUUGCUUUGAAUACCAGCUAGACAUGGGCGACCAGGAAAGAUUCAAAACCUUAACCAACAAGCUGUUAUAUAUAGAACCCAGUCCAGAUCCUAACAGAACCUACAAUGUGAGGAUGAGAACGAGAAUGAGUGCCAUGUGCCAACAAUCUGCUCAGUGGAGUGACUGGAGUCACACCGUCACGGUGAAACGGUCAUUUUACAAACUCAACACUCUGGUCAUCAUCUCAAUUUCACUUGGAAUACCCAUGAUCCUCCUGGCUGCGCUGCUGCUGGUGCGCCAUCAGAGGGUAUCUAAGGUUUUGUUUCCUCAGAUUCCUUGCCCCCCGCCAAAGUACAAAUAUUUCCUGGAAAAAAAUGACACAUUUAAUCUCUUCCACCCUGCCCCAUCAGCUGAGCCUGUAGAGGAGAUCACAGAGGUGGAGGACACAGAACUAAAGCCUCGAUAGAUAUAAUAAAAGCAAUAUGUGAAGGACACAUUCAUAUUACAUUAAGUUAUGGUUUUAUUUUGCUAAUGUCUUUUAUAGCCUUAGCCAGCAAAGCAAGUUUGUUCAAGUUAUAUGUGACUCUUGUGACAUGUAAAAGUAUACCAAUAUGACUGCAAAACAUGCUAAGGAUCUCAAAUUUAGGGAGCUUUUGCUCUGCUUGUUCAUGGACUUCUUAUUACUGAAACAAAGGGAAUGUGUCAGUUGAUGAGUUUUGAUGAAAUACGUUUGCUCUGCCUGAACUAGCUGAUGAGCUAGUUCUGAAAUGUAAACCUUUUUGCUGUGAAAUAAAGAUUAGUGAUGCACUAAUA